GAAACCGCUGUUGCCAAAAAUUCGUUUGUUUUGCUUCUCCACGCUUCAAAUUGCCCCGCUUCUCUUCCUUAGCAGACCAGUACCGUGCCUUUGGCCCGUACUUAGCGAUGCAGGCUAUCAGAGGUCAGACGGCCGUGGUGACGGUACAGGCGGCAGUUCCGGCGCCCCCCGCCGAGCAGCUGCAGCUGCUGACCCUCCAGCCGGCGCCUCAGCACCACAACGUGACUUGGGAGGAGGGCACUGUCGACAAUGAGCACAUGGACAAGAAGAAAUCAAAAAGUGCGUGAGCCGAAGCUCGAAGCACGUCAACACGAGGAGGCCAGCAUGUGACUGACACUGUGCGUGUGGUCGUGUCGUGUGUGCGUCAGAGUGUUGUAUCUACCACAAGCCGCGUGAGUUUGGCGAGAGCUCAUCGGAGAGCGAAGGUGGGGAUCUGAUCUGCGUUAACGGAAAACACACACGCGUGUUGGAAAACACACACGCGUGUUGAGGGAUGGGGCAGGCAGGCAGGCAGGUCGGAAUGUAUGUACGUAUGUAACUUUCUUAUCUAUCCAUCGGCUUGUUUGUCGCAGGUGACGACCACCCGUGCAGCCACCAGCACUGCAGCCACCAGCACAAGAACAAGAAGAAGAACAAGAAACCGAUACCUAAGUACGUACGAGCUCUUUUAACCAGAAAGUACGUGCGUAUAGACAGACGAGGGCCACGACCGCUCCAGGGAGACAGACCUCAAUCUCAAUCAUCCCUUUUGUCUGCGUCUCCGUCUGUCUCCCUGUGGGUGGCUUCAGGAAGUUCCCCGAUGAGCAGCAGCAGCAGCCCCAGGGUGGGCCAUCUGGUUCUGGUCCCCAGCAGCAGCCCCAGUCGUCGAGUGGGAGCUCUGGCUGAGUGUCCACACUUUUCCCUCGGCCUAUAUGCGGUGCGGUGUCAUGGUACUGUAGGUGGUGGUCUCGUCUUUCUCUCCAUCCGUGCACGUGUCCCGUGCGGUCACAUGCGUGUGGGGUGCACACUCGUGUUUCCAUAUUGACUGGCUGCCGAUGGCAGGCAGGAAGAAACGGGGUCAGGUCACCAUGUCUGUGCUGUGCCGCUCAGAGUCACGCCAUUUUCGCCUGACCGGCCAUCGUGCGACAGUGUGUGGGUGGGGUGGCUGACUUAUAUGACUUCUUUUCGUGCGUUGCUGCCCGCAAUGUUUUUCAGUGUCGCGUGUACUUGUGUGUGUGUGUGUGUGUGUGUGUAUAGAUGGGGAGGAGUGGAGGGGACCAGCAACGGGAGGGAGUGACAGG
Vitrella brassicaformis is the source of this 1280-nucleotide messenger RNA. NCBI's taxonomy places the organism in Eukaryota, Vitrellaceae. The record is from the annotation of a GenBank genome assembly.